AUGGCAGACCUACUCAAACUUGCCUCCACGGCUGGGGAGCGCUUCACGCGCAACCUGGGCAAUUCAUUUGCAGAGAUGUCUCUCCAGAAAUGGAUCCGCGUGGUCAUUAUCGUCGGCGCAUACCUCCUACUGCGACCAUACCUCAUCAAGCUCGGCGCGAAGCAGCAAAUGAAGGCUCACGAGAAGGAGGAGGAAGAGUCAGCCCGGGAGACUGCAGCGAAGAUAUCGGCGAAUGAGCUACGCGGACAGAAGCUCGCGAUACCCGAGGACAGCGAGAGCGAGGGUGAGGCCGAGGCGACGUCGGCGGACUGGGGCAAGAAGGCGCGCAGGAGACAGCGGGACAUGAUUAAGAAGAUGAUUGCUGUCGAGGAGAAGAGGUUGCAAGAGCUACAAGAAGACGAAGAGGACAAGGAUAUUCAAGAGUUUUUGACGGAGUGA
Molecule: messenger RNA, 438 nt
Organism: Phaeoacremonium minimum UCRPA7
Lineage: Eukaryota; Fungi; Ascomycota; Sordariomycetes; Togniniales; Togniniaceae
Product: putative trafficking pga2 protein
Exons: 1
Coding region: 1-438 (145 amino acids)
Biological process (GO): protein transport
Source: RefSeq, a predicted model, not a curated record